Messenger RNA from Linum trigynum, 12285 nucleotides. NCBI's taxonomy places the organism in Eukaryota, Viridiplantae, Streptophyta, Magnoliopsida, Malpighiales, Linaceae. The record is from the annotation of a GenBank genome assembly.
UUUUUUUUUUCAACUAAAUCAUUAUAAGAGUAGAUGAAAUUUUAUUACAAAAUAAAUAAAUAAAUAAAUAUUACCGUCACGAAGCACGGGUCAAAAAACUAGUUGAGAUGAAAGAGAGAAACUAUAAACUACUAAUGAAUUUCAAUUUUCAACGUAACAUUAAACGAAUGGACAAGAACAUAUUUAUAGGCAUUAAACAUCUCUUUUCUCUUAUCUAAAAUAUGACUACUUCUCCCACAAGAAAACAAUAACCAAAUGCUAAACAAUUACAACAAAACGAUGGAAAUUUAUUUUCUGGCAAGAAAACUACUAAGACAAUUAAAUAAUAAUAUCCCAAAUAAUAAAAAUACAAACUAAUUAACAAAACACUUAAAACAGUUGACUUGAAAAUUUUCUAAAUUAUUAAAAAUAGCUGGUAACUUAACAAAGAUGUGCAUCCAUUCUAUGAACCCUGCGAAAGUUUCCACCGUCGUGAAACACCCAUCAAAGGAGUCAGACGACAAGUUAGCAUUCAUGCAAACUAAUAAGCCAAUUUAUAAGCAGCAUAGUCCUGGCUAUUGACCGAAACUGGGAUCCCUUUGCUGCUCCAAGCUAGGUCCCACACGUCGGCCAAAUGCAGGGAAUAACCUCCUCCCCGCUCAGUCAUUCUCUCUCUCUCUCUCUCUCCCUCGUCACAACACAAUUGAAUGCCCUCCAAAAACCCAGCUUCCAGAAGCAGUCAAAGUGAAUCCUAAACUAGCUGGCGAAUGAAUAACAGGACAUUUCAGCCAUCAAAUGGGAAAGAGAGAAAGAAGAAGAGCAAAAAAGCAGAUGAUGGACAAAACAGAGACCAAAUUUUCCACGUCAAGAAACAUAAAAAUUGAGGUUGUCACGUAUCGUAACUGAAGUGGGGUGUCCAGUUUUGUUUAUCGAAUAUCAUGGGUCGGCAAAAUGUGCCUUCUUCGUCUUCCCUCCCCCGGCCCCAUCCAUAAAUAUGCCCCAUCGAAUUCCCCCCCACCUCCAACUCAUAAUUCCAUUGCGAUCGAUCCAGCGAACCACAUGUUAUAGCCCACAGCCCCACACAUUACAUAUAAAUAUUGCAAAACGCUAGGCUAGCUACAUUACAGAAUUUAGUUUUGUUCUUGCGAUGGAGUGGCUACCAUUCUCCUCCUGCCAGUGCCUGCCCCUGGCGAUCUUCCUCCUCUUCAUCGUAUUCGUGGCCGCCCCUUGUUCCGCGUAUUCCUUGCAUCCCACGGUGGCCUACUCGAUGAUGGAGCACCGCGACCACACCGGAAUCUCACCCUUCCGCGUAUUGAACAGGAGAGCUCUCGGCCAGUGCCCCGACCUAAACCCCUACCUUGCCAUCCAAGUCACCAGCGGCACCUCCGCCCUAGGCCUAGCUGACCAAGAGUACGUCACGGUCACCGUCAGCGGGGUUCUGCUGCCGUCGGAGCUGGAUUGGGUGGCCAUCAUAUCUCCCUCCGACUCCGAUGUGUCCGCUUGUCCAUUGAAGAAAGCCGAGUACGUUCAGACGGGAGACCUUGCUGAUCUUCCUCUUCUCUGCCACUAUCCUGUUAAGGGACAGUGGGUGAGUCAUGAUCCGGAUUACAUAGGGUGCAAGAAAGAGCAGUGCCAAAAAUGGAACGGCCCCGUGUGCGACGUGUCCACCUGUAACGGCACCAUAACCUUCCACGUCGUCAACUUCAGAACCGACGUUGAGUUUGUCUUCUUCACCGGUGGGUUCGAUGCGCCCUGUAUACUGGCUAGGUCCGGCCCUUUGAAAUUCGCCAACCCAAACCACCCUCUCUACGCCCACAUUUCCAGCAUUGAUUCUUCAGCAACCUCGAUGAAGGUAACGUGGGUGAGUGGAAGUGAAGAGUCACAAGUAGUGCAAUAUGGUGACGGGCAAGCAACAGAAUCAGAGUCCACAACGUUUACUAGGGACGAUAUGUGCACCUCUGUUCUGCCAAGUCCAGCCAAGGACUUCGGGUGGCACGACCCUGGCUACAUCCACUCCGCAAUCAUGACUGGUCUGAAGCCCUCGAGCUCCUACUCCUACAAAUAUGGCAGUGCUUCGGCGGGGUGGAGCGAGGAAAUGAAGUUCAAGACUCCACCUGCUGGUGGGUCAGAGGAGGUCAGGUUCCUUGCCUAUGGUGAUAUGGGUAAAGCCCCACGCGACCCUUCUGCAGAGCACUACAUUCAGCCUGGCUCCCUGGCGGUGGUGGAGGCUUUGAUCAAGGAGGUGGAUUCAGGGGACAUAGAUUCCAUCUUCCACAUCGGGGACAUCAGCUACGCCACAGGCUUCCUGGUUGAAUGGGACUACUUCCUUCACCUUAUCACCCCCAUUGCCUCCAAGGUCACCUACAUGACCGCCAUAGGAAACCACGAGAGGGAUUACACCAACACUGGAUCGGUUUAUGGCACCCCUGACUCUGGUGGCGAAUGUGGGGUUCCUUACGAGACAUACUUCCCAAUGCCAACCUCCGCCAAGGACAAGCCAUGGUACUCCAUUGAACAAGGAACCGUUCACUUCACCGUCAUCUCCACUGAGCAUCCAUGGUCGGAUGGUUCCCAACAGCUUCAAUGGAUCAAGACUGACUUGGCUGCAGUAGAUCGAUCCAAAACGCCUUGGCUGGUUUUUGCAGGGCACCGACCCAUGUACUCCUCUUCCAACCCAACCAGCGCAGACUCCAAAUUCGUGGCUGCCCUAGAGCCAUGGCUGCAGCAAUACGAGGUUGACCUAGCGCUGUUUGGACAUGUUCACAACUACGAAAGGAUGUGCUCUGUUUUCCAAGGCGCUUGCCUGGCCAUGCCUACAAAAGACGAUGAUGGUGUGGACACUUACGAUCACGACAAUUACACUGCACCAGUUCAUGCUGUCAUUGGGAUGGCCGGCUUCUCUUUGGACAAGUUCUCAGACACUUUGCCGCCUCAAAGUUGGAGCUUGAGAAGGAUCGCAGAGUAUGGCUACUUAAGAGCUCAUGCCACAACAAGUGAGAUCAAUUUAGAGUUUGUGGACGCAAAUACACUGCAUAUUCAUGACAGCUUCCGUAUUAUUAAAUCAACAAACUAAAAGAGACAUGUUAUUUACGCAUUGGGAGUUCAUGGAACUCUCUGUUUUCCGUUUCCGACAUAUUAUAUGAUUAAUGGUACACAUUAUGUAAUUAAAUUUUAAUUUUAUAAGGCAUGGCAAGCUCAGUGUAUGGGUGUUUAGUAAAAACGAAAGGUGUUGCUUUUACCAAACUUAACAAAUUGGAAAUAUGGAAGACUCAUGAUCUACGUGGUUUCUUUGAGUUCGGGACUAGUUUUUAGUCACUCCUUCUUAUAGUAUCUUGUUUCAAACUCUUGGUAUCCCUCUGUAUGAAUUUGGAUAAACAUGUGUCCCGGUUUUGGUGGGGCGGUUAGUUUCAUAUCUGUUGGAUAUCCUAGAGAAAAUUGUGUUGCAGUAACCAUGAUGGAGGAUAGGGUUUCGUCAAUUCAAGCACCUUAAUGAGGCCCUCUUUGCCAAAAUUAGGUAGCAAAUCCUUAACGAACCCCAAUCCCUCCUGGCUCAGGUGUACAAAGGAAGGUACUUUCCUACAGGGUCCUUCCUUACUACUUAUGCGCAUUCACGGCCCUCUUGAAGCUGGCAGAGUAUCCUGUAUAGUAGCUAGUUACUUUCUCAAGGAUUGCAUUGGCAGGUUGGGAAUGGCCACAGUGCCUCUAUUUGGAAUUCUAGAUGGAUUCCUAGUUUACAUCCGAAUGCCCCCCUUUGUCACCAUCAUGUGAUACCGUAGGGGUCGCACCUGAAGGUAACAGAGCUAAUGGAGCAAGGGGGAGGCCAUUGGAGUGACGAACGACUCGCACAGAUGUUGCCUAGGCCAUUAAAGCGAUCCGGCUCCAUCGUAUGGUUAUAAAUGACUCCCUAAUCUCGCAUAAUACUAGGAUGGGGUGUUUAUCAUGAAGUCUGCAUACCACCUAGCGAUUUUGACUGAUAGGCAGCGAGAUGUUUGGUGUCGAAGGGUUAGUUUUAUGGAUAGAGUCAGUUGGAUUCAGAUGUGAGAGCUACCAAUUCCGCGCAAGCUGAAAAUUUUUCUCUGGCCGAUUUUUCCUCACAUAAUCCCGACUACAGAGGCACUUAUUGAGAAGAAGGUCGAAGUAGUGCCCCGUUGCCCGGCCUGCUGGGCAGAGUCCGAGUAAAUAGAGCAUAUCUUUCUGGAUUGCCCAGUAGCAAAAGCAUUAUGGGAUCACUCUAGUUUAGAGUAUCCAGACCAAGGGCUCCGGCGCCAUACUUUUUCAAUGUUUCUAAAAAAGUUGUUGGUACGGGUAAUAUUUGGUGAUCCAGGAAUUAGGUUUCCUUUUAGGGUAAGCAAUUUUGAAUAUCUACCUUGAUACACGUAUCAUCAACAAGUCCAGGAUUGGAUUAGCUUGCCAGCAGACAGAAUGAUCCCACAUAGACCGAGCCCGGCUCGUCCGACACAUUCACUUGCAUGUGGGAAGGGGCAAUAAGGAGUGAGUUCCAUGUCGCUGGAGGAAUCAUCCUAAGGGACCCCAAAGGAUCUUUUGGAUUAGCUGAAGGGGUUUACGUUGAGAAUAUUGAUGAUCCAACCUUAGUAGAGCUUUUGGUUCUUCGGGAGGCUGUCAAGUUGUGUCUGGAUCUUGGUCUCUCAUAGGUUCAUUUUGAAGGGGAUGUGAAGGUUGUCAUUGAUAAGAUAACCCUAACAGACAAGCGAGAUUGUUACUAUGGGGUCAUUCUUGAGGAAGUCAUUCGUCUAUUUGCGUUUCGUAAUGGUUAUGUUGUACGAUUUAUAGGUCGAAAGAGAUAAGGUAGGUCAUUCAGUAACUAGAAAAGCCCUUUCUUUGUACCGGCCCCCACAUCGUUUCUUUUGAUUUUUUGUUCUGGAUAUAUACCAGGGUGUUCUAUCUCUAUUUCAAUCAAUAUAUGAUUACAUUUUGUCAAAAAAAAAACAAAUAUAGAAACUAAUAAUAUGUUCAGAUAUAUUUUCAUUUGUUGUUGUGACAAAAAGAUUGACAACGCAACAUAAAUUAACUGAAAUCAAUGUAAAGAGCUUCCUUACUGUUUACAAAAAUUAGGACUGGUAAGCGGUUAUUCCAUUAAUGGUGUAACCGAUAACCGAACCAGAACUGGCGAUUAAUGGUUAAACGGAUAACCGAUUAAAUAAAAAAACGGUCGGUUCCCUGUAGCCAAAUUUAGCUAAUAACUAAUCAAUGGUUAAACGGUUAAUCGACUAACUGAUUAUGACCAUCCUCAUAGUUAGAGCCAAAAAUAAUAAACCUCCAUGAGCUGCAAACAUAGGCCAAAAUAAUGGGGUGUUUGAAGGAUUACAAGACCCCUUGCCUAUCCUAGUUGUAAAUGUGACUUAGACUCAAAUGAGAAUAAUUUAAAAGAAGAGUUUUAGAAGAAACACAGUAGAAAGUCAUACUUGAUCACAGUUGCUCGACAAUAAUUAGUAACGUUAAGAUUCCAUGUAGUUUGAUGGGGUUUACAAGUUGAGUAAUUGUUGUUGAGUAUCGUUGUAUGCUUCUUUAAUAGAGUUUGAUGGUAGAAUGGUAUUAUUGUGUACGUGUUUUGGAUUGAGUUGAUUAUGUAUUGAUAUAUAUCUAUGUUAAAUUAUCAAUUAUUCAAUGAUAACAACUUAAGAAAAGAACACAUGCAUAUUUAUGAAAAAUUUCACAAUUAAAUGAAGUAGGUCUUGUGUUGGUUAGGUUAUCGAUUGUUAUUUUGGUAUGACAUUACCGAAUCACUUGGUUAACGAUUAUUCGGUUAACUGACAAAAUAACCGAGAACAAACUAUACGGUUACGUUUAACCGACUAAUUUAACAAUGCGGUUAACAAUACAAACAAAGUGAUUAACAAUUAACCGAGAACCGACUAAACGAUUGCAGUUAUAACCGAACUGAUUAUCAGCCCUAACAAAAAUUGUUUCUAAUGGCAUCUUACCGGUGACUGAAACAAUUUAAUUUAGAGUGUUUAAUCCAUUAAACACAUUUUGUACAUAUUUUUUCCUCUGCAUUUUUAAUGGUUAAAUCAACAUUAUUUAUCACAAGGCCAGUCCAACAGAGCUGCCUUCCUCAAAAUUAAUAUAUAAAAUCCUAGAUUGCAAGUUAUUAUUCAUUAGUGGCUCUCACACUCAUUCAAGUGCAAGUGGGAGAGUUCCAAGUCUUUCUUUUACCCCCACUCUUCAUUCUACAAUAUUUGUGUUUAGUUAUUGUUCGCUAGUUAAUAUAUUAAUUAAUUAAUAUAUAAAAGCCUAGGUUGCAAGUUACUAUUCAUUAGUGGCUCUCACACUCCUCCAAGUGGAAGUGGAGGAGUUCCAAAUCCUUCUUUUACCCCACUCUUCAUUCUACAACAUUUGUGUUUAGUUAUUAUUCUCUAGGUUUUCGUCUAUAACUUUUUGCACAAAUCAUCGCCUUUGUCCACCAUUUUGCAGCGGAUCUCGAAAUACUGUCGGCAAAAUCCUAAAUUGUUCCCCACCACCGAUUCCCAAUGACGCUACCACGAGUUUUGUAUCGGGACUGAGUUUCAUCAUCUUUAGUGUUUUUUUCUUUCUCUUUUUUCUUUUUGCUGAGCAUGAUUACUAUUGAACCCAAACACAUGAGUAUCCUAACUUGAACACAAAGCCUAGAUUGCAAGUUACUAUUCAUUAGUGGCUCUCACACUCCUCCAAGUGCAAGUGGGGGAGUUCCAAGUCCUUCUUUUACCCCACUCUUCAUUCUACAACAUUUGUGUUUAGUUAUUAUUCGCUAGGUUUUUGUCUAUAACUUUUUGCACAAAUCAUCGGCUUUGUCCACCAUUUUGCAGCGGAUCUCGAAAUACUAUCGGCAAAAUGCUAAAUUGUUCCCCACCACCGAUUCCCAAUUACGCUACCAUGAGUUUUGUAUCGGGACCGAGUUUCAUACUCUUUAGUGUUUUUUCUUUCUCUUUUUUCUUUUUGCUGAGCAUGAUUACUAUUGAACCCAAACACAUGAGUAUCCUAACUUGAACACAAAGCCUAGGUUGCAAGUUACUAUUAAUUAGUGGCUCUCACAUUCCUCCAAGUGCAAGUGGGGGAGUUCCAAGUCCUUUUACCCCACUCUUCAUUCUACAACAUCUGUGUUUAGUCAUUAUUCGCUAGGUUUUCGUCUAUAACUUUUUGCACAAAUCAUCGCCUUUGUCCACCAUGUUGCAGCGGAUCUCGAAAUACUGUCGGCAAAAUCCUAAGUUUUUCUCCACCACCGAUUCCUAAUGACUCUACCACGAGUUUUAUAUCCUGACCGAGUUUCAUCCUCUUUAGUGUUUUUUUCUUUCUCCUUUUCCUUUUUGCUGAGCAUGAUUACAAUUGAACCCAAACACAUGGGUAUCCUAACUUGAACACAAAUCAUUGCCUUUGCCCACCAUUUUGCAACUCAUCUCGAAAUACUGUCGGCAAAAUUCUAAGUUGUUCCUCGCCACCAUUCACAAGGCUGCUACCAUAAAUUUUGUAUCGGGAUCGAGUUUCAUCCUCUUUAGUGUUUUUUUCUUUCUCUUUUUCCUUUUUGAUGAGCAUGAUCACAAUUGAACCCAAACACAUGGUAUUCUAACUUGAACACAAAUCAUCGCCUUUGCCCAUCAUUUUGCAGCCCAUCCCGAAAUACUAUCUGCAUAAUCCUAAGUUGUUCCCCACCACCGUUUUCCAAGGCCACUACCACGAGUUUUGUAUCGGGGCGAGUUUCAUUCUCCUUAGUGUUUUUUUCUUUCUUUUUUUUUCCUUUUUGUUGAAAAUGAUCAGAAUUGAACCCAGCACAAAUCAUCGCCUUUGUCAACCAUUUUGCAACCCAUCUCGAAAUAUUGUCUGCGGAAUCAUAAUUUGUUCCCCACCACCAUUUCUCAAGUCGUUACCACGAGUUUUGUUUCGGGACCGAUAAUCUUUUUUUCUUUUUUGUUGAGAAUGAUCACAAUUGAACCAAAACACAAAUUAUCGCCUUUGCCAAUCAUUGCAACCCAUAUCAAAAUACUGUCGGCGGAAUUCUAAGUUAUUCAUCACCACCAUUUUCCAAGGUCGCUACCACGAGUUUUAUAUCGGGAACGAGUUUCAUCAUGUUUAGUGUUUUUUUCUUUUUCUUUUUUGUUGAGCAUGAUCAAAAUUGAACCCCAAACACAUGGGUGUUCGCCAGGUUUAAAUCUAUUGUUCAUUGUGUUUCCCAUAAAAAUUAUUGCCUACUAGGUUUUCAACUCGCUAUUGCAGCCACCAAUGUAGUCAAAAGUGACUUUCUAUGUAGAAAUGUUUUGGUGAUCUAGAAGUUUAAAAUCGUAAGUUUUUAUGUUUUAAAGCGGAGUUUUUAACUACAUAAGUUAUAAAAACUGAGAUUUUGUGUAGAAGCGUUUUAGUGAACUAGAAACAUAAAAUCGUAAGUUUUUAAGUUAUAAAGCGCGAUUUUGACUACAUUGGCAACAACUAUCCACUUUUCGCAACAUUUUGCAACCCAACUCGAAACACUCUUGGUGGAAUCCUAAGUUGCUCUCUUCCACCGUUUGCCAUGGUCGCGACCAAAGACCAUACUAGAUAUGAUCUUGAUCUGUCCAAUCCUCAACAACGCUCACCAAUUCACAACCAUCUCUAAACACUGUCAACUGAAUACUAAGUUGUCCCCUUCCACCGUUUACCAAUGCCGCUACCAUAUCUACUCAAUUUUGGUGAGUUUUGUAUUGGGACCGAGUUUCGUCCGCUUUAGUGCUUUUUCUUUUACUUUUUGCUUUUUGUUGAGCAUGAUCACAAUUGAACUCAAAUCCAUGGAUAUCCAACCUAAUUCAAUCCGGUCAAAGCGACUUGAAACCGAUUUUAGCAUUUAUAAAUUUCUCUUUUUUUCCUUUUGGUUGGGAAGACAAUUGAACCCGAAUCUAAGGGAUUGACGAGUGUUGUAUUGUGAGCGAGCUUUAUCCGCUUUUGUAGGUGGUAGGUUGCACCAAGUGUUAAUUUGUUAAAAAUUGUUCAAAGCGAGUUGAACACGUUGUUGACCAGUUUUAGAUUGAAAGCGGGUUUUGUAUGCUUUAAUGUUUUUUAUUGCUCAUUUUGCUUUUCGUUGAGAAUGACAAUUGAAUUUUGACUCAUUGUUAAUGCAUUUCGUAUCGAAUGCGAGUUUUAUCCGCUUUUGUAAUUGACAGAUUGGGUAAAUUAUGAAUUUUUUAAAACUGGGCGAUCCGGUCAAAGCGAGUUGAACGCAGUGUGGAGAGUUUGGAGUCAUGAACGAGUUUUAUCCGCUUUAGUAUUUUUUAUCUUUUUCCAUUUGGUUGAGAAUUACAAUUGAGUCCAAAGUCCAAACGCAUGGGUAUACAACCUAAUUCGACCCGACCAAACAAUUUGAAUCCGACUUUACAGGUUUUCUGCGGGCAUGAGUUUUAUUUGUUUUUGUAAUUGGCGGGUUGUGUCAGGUGUGAAUUUGCCCAAAACUCGUUUCAACCAGGUCAAAGAGAAUUAAACCUGGUGAUAACGAGUUUUAACUUUAAUGUUUUUCAUUUCGUCUUUUCCUUUUGUUUGAGAAAAACAAUUGAAUCCAAAUCAAUUGGUAUCCAACCUAAUUUGACCGGCUCAAUGCGAGUUGAACCUCCUCAAACCUAAAAUCAAUCCAAAAAUCUACACACAAUAUAUAAUAGCAGGAAGGGGAAAACUGUUGCUCCAUUUAAAAUUUUCUGCAACAAGAGUGAAAGUAGGAAGGACAUUUUAGUCUUCACAAUUACUUUUUUUAUCUGCAACAAGAGUGAAAGUAGAAAGGAAGUUUUAGUCUUCACAAUUACUUUUUUUAUUUAUUCAUUAAAAAGACACGCACUGGGAUUCAAACCAUGACCACUUUACAAGAAAGCAAAGAUCAUAACCAAUCACACUAAGUACAUUUGUUGUAUCUUUCUAAAUUAACAACAUAUAAUAACAGUGAGGAAAAAACCAUACCCCCAUUUCAAAUUCCCUACUCCAAAAGCGUUCGUAGGAAGGGUAGAAUAGGGAGUGUCAAUUUUUUCUAUUUCCUCUGUGGAACGAGCCAACUUACCGUACAUAUGCGGAUUUAAACGGGCCAAUGAGGGUCAAUGUUUUUCUUUAAGCCCUUUUAUUUCUCGGUGUUGGUAAAAUAUAUAUGAAAGGGCAAAAACAAUACUCUUUUUUAUUGCUAAAAAGAAAAAAAUUAACAAUAAACUAAUGCAUGAAUUCUAAUGGGCUAACCGCUAACCAUAAAAUAAAAGAGUUGAAUGGGCCUGACUACACGGGAUUUGCCCAUCAAGUAAAAUAAAUGAACAUCUUGAGUUUGUCAUUCUAAAACAAGCUAUUUCCUCUAGCAUAAUAUCUAUUAUGCUAUUAUUUAUAUCUUAGUGGCUAAAAUAUAAUGUAUUUUAAAGUUAUUAAAUGGUUCAACCUCGACCAACCCAAUUAGUCCAAUUUUUAUCAUUUCAAAUAUAUAUUAUAUAAUUAUUUAAUAUCAUAAUGAUUAAAUUAUAGUGUAUUUUAUAGGAAAUCGUUUGGUAUUUGUUAGUAAAAAAACUAAACAGAAAGAUCUAUUUGGUUAUUUUUAAUUUUAAGACGAUCCUAAACAUGUUUAGUUUCCUUUCAAAUUUCUAUGGUUUUAUUCCCGAAUCAGUGAUGUGCAAAUGGCGAAUUGCAGUCAUCUCUUUUCUUUCACUAUUUUCUAUUUUAAAAUAGAAAGUUUAAAAGUAAAUAAUAAUUAGAGUUUGACAAGGGUCGGUUAAACAUGCUGAAUUUCAAGUUUUGGUCUGCUUUGAUCAAGUUUAAUUUAUAAUCACAUUGUUCCCCGAUACCCAAUAAAAAUCUCAAUCCAAACCAGUUCGGCAGGUGAGUCCGUGUUUACCACCAUUUUUUCUAGAGAUACAAGGACGGCGGUUCCUAUCCCAAAUUAUGUUGUUCGUUCUUGAUUUCUUUAGAUUUUAUCAUGGUCUGGCAAGAUGAAAGUUUUAUAAAGCAAAUUAAUCGGCCAACAGGUCGAGUAAAAGCUAGCAACGAUUGUGAUAUGCUCAUUUCCCGAAAACCGCCGGGAUAGGCAAUUUCUUAUUUGAUUUUCAGGAAUUUGGUUUCUAUAAAACUUACUCCGCCUCAUCAUAUUACCAGAAACAAUAUUGUUUCACAAGGUAACAAAGUACUUGAUUUUGGUUCAUAAGGCUGAUUUUUUAUUCGUUGCAUCAUCCAUGUCUCUUUCCUGCUAAAAUUCACUAUCUUUAUUACGUGUUUCCAAAAAAAAACUAUACAUCAAUAAGCUAUAUACCCUAUUACAUUAUCAAAUUUCAUACCUCACCUUCCUCUGGCCAACUGGCCGGAGACCAUGCUAGUUUCAUAAAGGAGAACCACGAUUACCUCGAACCCAAAAAAAACCCCAGAAGAGUACGACUAUGUUUGGCUCGAAUUUUAGAAGUUUUAUGUUUCAAAAGUUGAAGCCAAGCCAAACACCUCUAAGGCUCGCUUUUUAAAAAGCUGAAGUUUUUCAUAACUUAAUAGCAGAGGUUUCGAUUUGAAAAUACAAAAUUGUCCUUACCAUAUAUUAUUCUUUUUCUCAAAAAUAUAAUUUUAUUUCAUUUAUAUCAUUCUAAAAAAAUAAAUUGAAAAUAUUAUUAUUUAAUAUGAAAUAAAACUAACUUGAUCGAUUUAAAAUACUUUUUAGAAUUUAUAUUCAUAUUCUAUGUUAGAUUUAUUUUAUUGUCCUUUUACAUUACAUCUUAUAUUAGAAAGUAACUCUGAUAGUUUUUCAGCUAAACACUCAACAGUUUAUUUUUAAAUACUUCUUGAAAUUAUCCAAAAAAACUGUUUCAUUAUGCUAAAGUUACAGCAGUAUCAACUAUCGAACAUACAAAUUGUAACAAUAGCGUCAUGAAAGAAGUUUAAACAUAAAUAAUCUAUUCGACGACCCUUCUACCUUAUGCAAGUUUCUCUACCAUAUACUAUUAUAAAUGACUACACCCACAACAACAAAACGAGCCUUAAGCUUUUUCUUUUAGAUUGUUCCCGCAUUUCGUAUGCAUGUUAUUAAAAACUAUCAGAGAGCCAUCCGCAAGAAUCGGAGUUGUUGUGGCUAGGGGUGGAAAUUGGGGUGGGUGUUGUUAUCCGCCCCACAUUUUGCGAGUAACCACACCCACAAAUGUAGAAUUAUGUUAACCAUCCGCAAGAAUUGGAGUUGUUGUGGCUAGGGGUAGUGGUUAACCAUAACCCGUUGUGGGUUGGUGCGGGUUGGUUGUGGAUACCCACAAAAAUUUCACAUUAAAUAUGAAAUAUAAUAAUAUGGUAAUUAAAUAGUGAUGUGUUUCUUCUCACACAAAAACAUACAUAAUAGAAAGUUAAUAAAGUGUUAAAUAAAUU